UUAAUGACAGAGAAUGAUAUCGAGCGAAGGCAAGGAAGUUUAAGUAAAUUUAAAUUAAUAGUUUGAAAGAACUGAAGCAAAAACUUCUUUGAUCUAAGUAACUUUCGUCUUUCUUAGCCUCCGUGUCAUCUGGUCAUUGCACUUUUUGUAAUGGAUAAGACGACUAUAAGCCACCACGCGUCAAUUAAAAUCACGCGUUUUUGUAUGACCGGAAUCGGUAUGUGGACGUCGGAAAAUCCUCGAGACAAAAUUAUUUCAAAUAUUAUUCUGAGUUACACUAUUGCAACAACAAUAAUUGCACUUAUUGUUGAAGGAUUCGACUGUUAUCAUUGUUUAGGUGACUUACACGCUAUUUCUUACACAGCACCUUGUACAAUUACUGUAAUUAUCGAGCUAUUCAAGUUGACAAAAUUUGUUAUCAACCGAAGUGAAGUGCUGGCUUUUAAUGACUACACAUAUCGCACAUUUUGGAGCAUCACAUACAACGAUUCAGAGCGUAGAAUUUUGGAUAGUUGUAACAAUAAAAGUAUCAAGAUAAUAGUCGUUUAUAUUAUUAUACUACAACUUAUUGCUUGGGAAUAUUUGAGUAUUCCAAUAAUCGAAUCCUAUGGAAAAAAUACUUCUGAAAGAAGUUUACCUUUUAAUUUAUGGUUUACAUUUUUUCCAUUUAAAGAAACGCCUUAUUAUGAAAUAUGUUUUACCUUACAAUCAGCAGCAACAUUGAGUGUUUGUAUCUGUGCAACAACAUUCGCAACAUUUUUAUUCACAAUAAACCUUUACGUUACUGGACAGUUCAAAAUACUGCAACGAAGAUUGGAAACAGCUUGUCAAACUAAAAAUAUUGAAAAAAUAGAAUCAAUUAAACAAAUAAAAUUAAUUGUUGAAGAAUCGUAUACUAACCUUCAGAAGUGCAUCGAACUACAUCAACUACUCAUCCUGUAUAUUGAAAGAAUAGAAAAUCUAUACUGCCAAAUAAUGUUGGUCCAAACACUGGGCAGCGUAUUGCAGAUCUGUUUCUCUGGAUUUCAAAUUUUAUUGGGAGUCGACAAUUCAAUUCUUCGAACGAUGCUGAGUAUAGUUUUUCUAAGUGGAUCCAUCAGCCAACUCCUUUUAUACUCCUGGUCAUGUCAUGAGAUCAUCGUCGAGAGUCUAGAAGUCGCUGAAGCUGCUUAUCGAGCGUACUGGUAUAAUUUGAGCUGGUCCAAGUAUGGAAAGUCUUACAGACAAGCUUUGUUGAUUAUUAUUGCGAGAUCCAGGAGACCUUGUGUUCUGACUGUUGGAAAAUUUGUACCUGUGUCUCUGGAAACAUUUACUUCAGUGUUUAAUACUUCGCUAUCAUACUUUACAAUUUUACGCCAAAUGAACGAAGAAAUAGAAGAUAAUUGACAGAUGUCUGAUAAAAAUCAAUCCGUAAUUAUUACUUGUCAUCUUAUCGGAAAUAUUGGCAAGCAUUUUAUACUUAGCUACAAUUCAGAUUCACUAGAAUUUCAAUUCCAAAAAAUACUGAUAAGAAUUAUUAAUCUAAAAAUUAAUUGUCAUUUAUUUUUUAAUGGGCUAUUACUCAAUUGUACACUGUAAAAAGUUUGUUGGCCCCGGUGUAGUCGAAAUGAGUUGGUGUAAAAAUUUUCGUGUGAAAAUUACACCGAAAACCGUGUUAAAUUUAGAGGGAGUGAAUUAAAUAUUGCGUUCAAAAAUUAAAUAUUGACUCUA
This is a messenger RNA of Cotesia glomerata, 1710 nucleotides long. Its product is annotated as odorant receptor Or2-like. Gene Ontology annotation, molecular function: olfactory receptor activity; odorant binding. The transcript has 6 exons. Bases 151 to 1386 code for a protein of 411 amino acids. Gene Ontology annotation, cellular component: plasma membrane. The record is from RefSeq and is a predicted model, not a curated record. Gene Ontology annotation, biological process: detection of chemical stimulus involved in sensory perception of smell; sensory perception of smell. NCBI's taxonomy places the organism in Eukaryota, Metazoa, Arthropoda, Insecta, Hymenoptera, Braconidae.